Messenger RNA from Acyrthosiphon pisum (pea aphid), 2317 nucleotides. RefSeq names its product lipopolysaccharide-induced tumor necrosis factor-alpha factor homolog. Gene Ontology annotation, molecular function: zinc ion binding. The record is from RefSeq and is a predicted model, not a curated record. Lineage: Eukaryota; Metazoa; Arthropoda; Insecta; Hemiptera; Aphididae. The transcript is spliced from 4 exons. The coding region runs from base 209 to 589 and encodes 126 amino acids.
AGUUAAAUUGACAUUUAAAACUCGAGUGUUUUGUAGCUCUUAAAAACUUGUCAUGUUCACCUUAAAAAAGUUGAUGAAUGCAUUACCUAGGAUACUAAUACGAUCAGUCGUAUACAGAAAAUUCUGUUACAGGUAUUAAACGCUUCAGUGUUUUACAAAAUCUUAUAUAAUUAUACACUUUUUACCAUAAAAUACGCCGAAACCAACCAUGGAUCCUAAUAAUUCAAAAAUUCUACCAAGGGAAAACACCCCCCCACCGCCAUAUGCUGAAAGCCCAGGAAUAUUUCCAGCAACUUUGUUGUACACUAAUGAUCACACGACACAGCAGCAACAUUUUAUACCUGCGAGUAUAAUAAUAAGACCAAUUUUGGGUCCAAAUCCAGUCCAUAUGUUUUGUCCGACGUGCCGUAAUUAUAUAAUUACCGAAAUCGAUGAAUCUCCGACAAACGAAGCAUAUUUAUGUUGCAUGCUAAUGUUUAUUGUAGGGUGCAUUAUAUGUUCAUGUUUACCGUUCUUCAUGAAAUCCUGUCAAAAAGUUGACCACAGAUGUCCUCAAUGUGCGUCUUACUUAGGAACGCAUAAACCAUAAAAAUUACAAUAGGUGACCCUUUAAAACUUUAAAGGGUCCUAAACAAAUUCGAUACCAAGAAUUAAAUAAAAAUUCAACUUCUCACUGCUCGAAGUUUCGUGGGCCUCUUCAACAAGUCACCAAUCAAGUACCUAGGUAUUUCCAUUGCACUUCACUUACAUUUUUGUGAAUUUAAUACUCAUUUUGUCAUUUAUAAUAAGAAGUGUUACAAAAAAAUAAAAAUAUUUCACAGUAUAAUUUUUAAAACUAUUAUUUUUGAAUUUAAUAAAAUAUGUUCAAUUAGUUGCUUAUAUUAAUUUGGCAAAAACGAAGUGUUAAGGAAAAUAUAAGCUUACUAUAAAACACUCAAAUUGAUUUUUUCAUAUAAAAAGAAACUUUUCAUAAUUAUUUAUAAUAAAAUUACAAAAAAAAUGUAAGUUCAAAUAAAAGUUUUUACCUAUAUAGUCAUAUCCAAAAAUUUGCUAUAACUCGUAGGAGUUGAAUCCGGUUUGGCUAAUGCUGAAGUAUUUUGGUUUUUAAGAUUUAUUUUCGUCACAACGCGUUUCUGAAACAGUAGCGAAAACAGUAUAUAUUAUAAUGUCUUAUUGAACAACUUAUAUUUUAUGUACUUAAGUAUCUUAGUAUUAUAGUAUCUAUAUAAAAAUAUUUAAUAUGAACUCGACAAUAUUUUUUUUUUAAAAAACCUCAUGAGUUUAUAUUUUAUUACUCAUCAUAUUAGUAUAAUUUGUAUUAUAUUUUGAAACCAUUGAAUAAGAGUCGAUGACAUUUACUAUAUUGAUACACUUAUUAUUGAUUUCUUAAGUUGUAUUAUCUAUUGUUUUUAUGAGAAUUGUCACGAAAGAUUAGUAGCUUUUAAAGUACGAUACAAAAUAAAAUUGUUUCUACUGGAUGAUUUUGAUCGGAAGGUCAUUAUAAAAUUACAGUUCCUUGAUAUAUUUUUGUAUAAAAAAAAAACGUAUUCUUUAUUUAAAAAUUCUUUAAAAUAAUACAUAGAGGCUUCUGUUCAAAAAUAAUAAGUUUACACUUUAUUUUAUUGAUCAUAGAAGAUUAUUAAAUAUAAAUAAUUUAUUUUUGAAUAUAAAUUAACCCUUGUGAUUAAAAGUUUAUAGCUAGUUUAUAACUCCACAGAUAUUCACUUUAUUUAUAUUUAAACUACCGACUAUAACAUUUACCGUGUUUUUGUGAAUGCAAUUUUGUCUAUAAAGUUGCAAAAAAGAAAAACAAGAAAUUUAAAUCUUAAAUCACAGUACAAUUUGUUUUUAUAUAAUGAAUUAAAAAUGAUUACCAGUUCGUAAUAUUUAUUUUUAAAUUCGUUUAAGUCUUUCUUCGUUCUCUCCAAGUCAAACAUGCACUCUUUUGUUGUCUGCUGACUGAUAAUUAAUUCUCCGGAUAAGCUCUAAAUACAUUUGUUUAAUGUAAAAAAUAAUUAAACCAUAAUUGAACCGCAUCACUUAAACCGACUUUACCCUCAUUUUGUCGUCUUUUUUUAAUAGAGUUCUUUUGAUAUCGUUCAUUUCUUUGAAAAUAUCUCUGCCUGGUAGCUUAAUGAAUUCAUCUUUCAGUUUUUCGUACCUAGUCUGCAUCUCUUGGACUUGCAAAUCCUUGUCGAAUACUCUGGUGCAUUGUUCGAGUAACCGUUUUUGAAGGAUUUUCACUUUGGCAGCCAUCUCGUAAGCCGGCGGAUCAGUGUUCUGGACGAUAACAGUGUAUAUUAAUGUUUAUUGUCAU